AUGAGUGAUGACCUCAUAUUGACCGCUUCAGGAGAAUCUCAUUCUCCAGGAAAUAUUAUGUCUUCCAACUUUACCGUAGAGUCACAGGAACCUCCAAAGCAGAAUAAAAAGAGAUUUUUUAACUCUAAAAUUAUCAUCAUCAUCAUCUUCUUUCUGGUGAUUCUAAUAACUACGCUGGCCACAAUUUUAGCAGUUGAAAAACGCAAACCUCCCACUGAACACACGUCAUGCCAGGAUGACUGGAUUGGUUUCCUGGGAAAGUGCUUCUAUUUCUCGGAAAAUACAACGACCUGGGCAUCAAGUCAGAGCUUCUGUGCCUCCCAUGCAGCAACUCUUGCUGUAUUCAACACCACAAAAGAACUGGAUUUCCUGAUGCGUUAUUCUGACUACUCUCAAUACUGGAUUGGACUGAGCCGAAAACCAGGACAGACUUGGCAGUGGAUAGACGGGACCAUAUACAGUGAUCGGUUUAAAAUAAUUGGAAUUGGAGAAUGCGCCUAUUUACACAAAACUGGGAUCAGCAGUGCUAGCGGCCAUUUGGUUAGAAAGUGGAUUUGCAGCAAACCAGAGACAAACACACCAAGAAGUUAAGACACCAGAGAUCUGCGAUCUUUUUACAUAAAACAUAGCUUCUUUCCCUCUGAAAGAACUAUAUUACAUUAAUAUAAAUGUACAUGAAAUUCAUGUUUAGAAAUUUUCCUUUCUGCUCACUCCAAAUUUCUCACUCUAUUUUUUCUAUAAGUAUUCUGGAUUCUUAGCAUUCAGGACACAUAACCACUAUAUUUAAAAUUCUCAGAUCUAUAGAAUACGAUUUCUAAUAUAUAAUGCAUUAUAAUAUGAAUGAAAAUUUUAGUUACAUUUUAAGACAUUUAAUUCUAUGAAUUCAUGCUAACCAU
Oryctolagus cuniculus (rabbit) is the source of this 896-nucleotide messenger RNA. Its product is annotated as C-type lectin domain family 2 member E-like. NCBI's taxonomy places the organism in Eukaryota, Metazoa, Chordata, Mammalia, Lagomorpha, Leporidae. Gene Ontology annotation, cellular component: external side of plasma membrane. The record is from RefSeq and is a predicted model, not a curated record.